GUUUAUUAGACCAACACCUUAAAGCACACGUACACGGAAGCCCGUUUCUCGUGAUUCACAAUUCUUUACCAUCAUCUGUGACCCGACCAGGAGCUGAAACUGGUAGUAGACGACCUAUAUUACGCUUACGUUAUCAUACAAGUGGUGUCAUUAAGUGAAAAUGGUGACAGAAAUUGGGCACAAGAGACGGCGGUCUUCAAUCAUUCCCGAAAUAUUGAAUGGAGAGCCAAAUGGUGUUGGCAAUCUAAGGAUAGGAGCACGAUUCACUCCCAAAAGCAAAGAGCAUCAGCUAAUGAGCUGGGAUUACCUACAGAAAGUGGUGACAGCAGAUGAUCUAGAUAAGCUCAUACGGCAUCCCGAUUGUGAGAACGAGUACAUAGAUUGGGCAAAAGGUAUAAAGGCGCACUAUGGAGGACUAGAGAAUUACAUCGUGAAGGAACGACUAGGAUGGGAUAAGGGAGAUUUGCCAUUGGUAGAAAGCAAUGCAUCUCCCACGCAAUUCUUCAACGAUAUCAUCAUGAAUGAUUUGAGCAAUAUCAAAGUUGUUUUUAACGAUUGGCCAUAUGCCAUUCCACUAGAUUGCAAACAUUAUGUGGUAUGGUGUAAAUAUCCAAUCAUCUCGCCUGCCUUAUUUGCAUCGCCCGACACACCCUUUCCGCCGGGAAGAUCGCGAGAUGUACUUAUGAAAGCGAUCAUCGCAGAUGGAAUUCGAGGAGAGACUGGUAAUGUGGACAAGAGAUUGCCGAUCAUUGGCGAUAAGUCAUCAGAAAUCGUUAAGGAAGCGCUAGAAUUUCCGGAAAUGGCAAGCAAUCCUGCUUCGACAUCGCCUCUAGGAGAGACUGGAUUAGGACCAGCUUCUGAUUUGGCGGAAGCAGCUCACCUUUGGGCGGGAAGGUUUGUUAAAAAGUUUAUUGGUCACUUUUGGGAUCCUAGAGAGUACGAAACAGCGUUUUUCUGUAAUCCUGCUCAUUUGAGAACUGUACCGGGCAUAAGUCAUUUUCAUGUGAUCUCACGCAAAAAGCAAGCAGAGGAAUGACCAAGAUAGAAGUAGAAUAGUACUGACUGGCUGUCGGACGAUAGAAUAGAUUUUUCUUUGUAUUAUCUGUAUCUUAUACCAUUAAUGAUAUGUUUUCAUAAAAG
Molecule: messenger RNA, 1140 nt
Organism: Meira miltonrushii
Lineage: Eukaryota; Fungi; Basidiomycota; Exobasidiomycetes; Exobasidiales; Brachybasidiaceae
Exons: 2
Coding region: 161-1036 (291 amino acids)
Biological process (GO): N-acetylglucosamine metabolic process
Cellular component (GO): cytoplasm
Source: RefSeq, a predicted model, not a curated record